AUGUCAACAAGAAGCACCGAAAGCGGUAGCGAUUCAGGUUCCAGUCGUAGCCACGAUUCCGAUGACGACGACAAUGUCGAAAGCGAAAGCUACGAUUCCGACCACCACGGUCGACUAAGCGAUAACGACUCGACCCCGGUUGAUGGACCCAGCGGCCACUUGUCCGACGAACCCUCUCCGAAAUGGCGUGACGGAAAGAUAAAGAUAACCACCGUUGAUCGAAUCUCGGAUUUGACUGACCAUUUACUCGUUCACAUUCUCUCCUUCUUACCGAUUGGAAAUGCCAUCAAAACCCAGGUACCGUCGAAACGAUGGCAAUUCCUAUGGACUUGCCUACCAUCUCUCCACUUCCGUUCCUGUUGUCGAGACUUAGCUGACUUUGCUGCCUUUGUUACCUUUGUCGAGAAAACCCUAAUUCUCUGCAACUGUUCUAAGCUCAAGAAAUUCCGGGUUGAUUGCGAUAGUAAUUACGUGCCAGAUUUCGAACCCAAUGUUAGUUUAUGGACUCGCUUUGCGGUAGGGAAGGGGACGGAGGAGCUUCACCUUCAUUUCGACGAUACAGAUAAUGACAUGUCUGCCGAAUGUCGUUAUAGGUUGCCACAGCUUUUGUUUACAAAUGCGUCGUUCAAAGUGUUGCACUUCUGUUUGUGCAGUACUGCAGUGUGGUGCCCAAAGGAGCUGUUGCCUGGAAUUCGCUAA
Molecule: messenger RNA, 699 nt
Organism: Rhododendron vialii
Lineage: Eukaryota; Viridiplantae; Streptophyta; Magnoliopsida; Ericales; Ericaceae
Product: FBD-associated F-box protein At5g56370-like
Exons: 1
Coding region: 1-699 (232 amino acids)
Molecular function (GO): protein binding
Source: RefSeq, a predicted model, not a curated record